UCCAAUUCUCUUCUCAUAUCCACACACCUCUGUUUCUCAUACAGAGAGAGUGAGGAGAGAGAGAGAAGGGGGACAAUGUUGGUUGGGUGGAAGUGGGAAGAAGAUUAGUGGAGAGUAGGAGGAUGAGUUUGCUAUGCAUUCCAUGGCCUGUCAUUCUGCUCCUUAUUAUGCUUUUUCUCCAUCACCACACACAGGUUGUUCUUCCAUUUCCAACAAAAACAGCACAAAAACACUUAAAUCUUCAAAGCCAUCCCCACCUCUUCUACUUUCUUCACUCAGUACCAACCCCUCCUACAAUACCUUUGUAUUCCAGGCUGCAAGGCUUUUGGGUCCUCCAGCAAGGUUUGAAGCUUCGAAGCUGAAAGUUGUAUUGAUGGAAAAAGAGACUGAUAAUUACAAAGAAAUCGUGCCACGGACCUACACCCUCUCCCACUGUGACCUAACAGCUAACCUAACCUUAACCAUCUCAAAUGUUAUCAAACUUGAUCAGUUGAAAGGCUGGUACAGCAAAGAUGAUGUCGUUGCUGAGUGGAAGGAAGUGAAAGGGGAUACAUAUUUAGACGUCCAUUGUUAUGUGAGCGGGCCUAAUCUCUUACUAGACCCUGCUGCAGAGUUUAGAUACCACAUAUUCUCAAAGGAGUUGCCAUUGGUUCUUAAGGCUGUGAUGCAUGGAGAUUCUCUGCUUUUCACUGAGCAUCAAGAAUUAUUAGAUGCAUUUGUUCGAGUUUACUUCCAUUCCAGUUUGAAGAAAUACAACCGCGUGGAAUGUUGGGGCCCACUUAAGGAUGCUGCACAGGGAAGACGAGGAGAUCAAAUCAGCGGUUUGUUAAAUUUGGGUACAGAAGAUUCACAUCCUCCUAAAAUUUGGGGGAGUCCCAAGUCCAUCUUCCAGGCUCUCUUUGCUUUCCUUCUUUGAUUUGUGUAGCAAGGGCAAACUGGUAAGCUCCUUUUGAAGGGUUUGGAACUAUAAGAGCUUCCAUGGAAAACUGGGAGGGUAUUUGUGAUGACUUCAAAAUCCAACAUGUAGAGUUGUGUAGACAAAGAUUGUUUUCAGGGUCAUAUAUAUGAUUCUUUUGUACUUGACACAAUUCUUUCAAAUGGAAACCUCAAUUGAUCACAAUUCUUGGUAAACCAAGACUAUUUGUUCAUUCAUCAAUCAAUGGCUGAUCUUCAUGUUGCGUUCUUUUGAUUCA
Messenger RNA from Camellia sinensis, 1193 nucleotides. RefSeq names its product STAY-GREEN-like protein. The record is from RefSeq and is a predicted model, not a curated record. NCBI's taxonomy places the organism in Eukaryota, Viridiplantae, Streptophyta, Magnoliopsida, Ericales, Theaceae.